AUGGCGACCGCAGCUAUCGCCGGAUAUCAAAUGACCGCCCGGAAGAUUAUCUCCCUCAUUGCUACCGAUCCAACACUUUGCAAUCCGCGCGUCGCGAUUGUCGGCGCUCUUGCGAGAAUACAAUACUGUCCCACGGCCACUGUGCCUACCUGCGUCGACAUUUACGUCAGCGAUGACCUUAAGCAGUGUGUGGUGACCGCAAUCAUCUCCCGAGAAGGCCAGAAUUUCGCCGCGGUUGGAGAUCACAGCCUCCGUAAGCAAGCAACCAACACCCUAGUCGUUUUCCACUCCGCAGGGACUAUAAGUAAAGGAGAUCCAACCCGCUCGUGCCUGGCAAACCCCGAGCUAACCUGA
Molecule: messenger RNA, 354 nt
Organism: Aspergillus mulundensis
Lineage: Eukaryota; Fungi; Ascomycota; Eurotiomycetes; Eurotiales; Aspergillaceae
Exons: 2
Coding region: 1-354 (117 amino acids)
Source: RefSeq, a predicted model, not a curated record